AGUGGGUCGUAAUUCGUAUUAUUAUUUUUUCGUAAUAUUUUAAGAUCGUGGUCGACAGUCGUGAAUAUUCUUGUUCCUUAAAAAUUGUUAAUUAUUUUAUUUUAAACGUUCAUCUUUAAUAGUAAUAUAAUAUUUAUAUUAACAUUUUAGUAUUUUACUUUCCAUUAUUUACGUUGAAAAUAUUAUCUUUUAAAAUGGAGAAUGUCCUAGAAAAACAAUUAUUGAAAGUUGCAGAAACAAUUGAGCAAAAACUUGAUCAGGAAAUACAGAAACUUGAUGAGUUAGAUUUAGAUAGUAUUGAAAACAUACGAGAACACCGCUUACAACAGAUGAAAAAAAUGAUCAAACAGAAGGAAGAGUGGAUGGCUAAAGGACAUGGAGAAUAUGAAGAAUUAAGUGAUGAAAAAAGUUUCUUCGAAAAAUCAAAAUUGAGUCCAAACAUGGUGUUACAUUUUUAUAAAGAUGGAUCGACUCGAUGCAAAAUUGUUGAUCAUCAUUUAAAAAUAUUGUGUGCACAACAUUUGGAAACACGUUUUGUUAAACUAAAUGUUACACGUUUUCCUUUUCUGACAGAACGAAUGAAGAUUCGUGUCAUACCAACUAUUGUGUCAAUAGUUGAUAGUAUAUCCAAAGAUUUUAUUGUUGGUUUUACUGAGUUGGGGAAUUGUGAUGAUUUCUCAACAGAGAUGUUGGAAUGGCGUUUAGCACGUUCACAAGUUAUUGAUUACAAGGGAGACAUACUUAAUCCACCAGAUGUUGUCAAGAACAACCGAACAAUGUUAUUAGAGAAAAAUAAGAAAAUUAGAGGUUAUGUAGGAAAUGAUGAUUCAGAUGGUUUAGAUUCAGAUUAAUCUUGUCUGAAAUGUUAAAUUAAUAUACUAAUCAUCUAAUCACUAAUCAAAUGAAAAAUUAAUGUUUCCUAACACUACUUAUAAUAUUGUUUAUCUUACUUAACCACUACUGUAGAAUAUUUUAUACAUUCCUACAAGGUUUUUCAUACAUUAAAUGUCGAAGUAUGAUUUUUAUUUUAUUCUUGAUAAACUUAUAAUAUUAUUAUUUUUUUUAUUGUUUCAAAAAUUCUUAUAUAAGUUGCUUAUACCUACAAAAAAUCAGUAGUCAUCAAGUUUAUAUGAUACUUUAUUUACAUAUAUUUUACAUGUUUAUAUUUAUUUUUACCUAUCUUUUUUUAAAAUCUUUUUGAAAUACUUUUUAAGAUCUAUUAAAAAAAGGUGCUAAUUUAUUUUUGUUUUCAAGUUGAAUAUAAUAUGCAUGUCA
Rhopalosiphum maidis (corn leaf aphid) is the source of this 1275-nucleotide messenger RNA. Its product is annotated as thioredoxin domain-containing protein 9. The record is from RefSeq and is a predicted model, not a curated record. Gene Ontology annotation, biological process: microtubule cytoskeleton organization. Lineage: Eukaryota; Metazoa; Arthropoda; Insecta; Hemiptera; Aphididae. The coding region runs from base 195 to 851 and encodes 218 amino acids. Gene Ontology annotation, cellular component: cytoplasm. The transcript is spliced from 3 exons.